AUGUCCGAAUUGCACUCGCAACAUCUCACCCUCAUCGACACGCACAUCACCGCCAUCCUGAUCGGCAUCGUCAUGUGCGAGAUCUUGUCGUUUGCAUCUUUCGACCUGCGUCUCAUCGCUGCGCUGAUUCGCAAGCGAAGCUUUCGACCCGUGCCUGCUGCCUAUCUCACUGCUCGCUUCACCACGCUGGUUGGCAUGUCGAUCCUCGCCGCCUUCACGCUCUCGUUUGCCGCGCAGAAGCCGCAAAGCGAGCUGGCACUGCACUGGGUGCGAGCCCUCGUGCUGCCCAUCAACUUUGCCUCGACAUCGGCGGUGCUGGGCUACCGAGCAUUGGUGUUGCACUUCAACCGACGACGAACCGUCUCGUGUGUAAUUCAUCUGCUCCUGUUGGUCGAGCUGGCGGGCGGGACCGGGUUCAUGACGCUUGCCGUGACGGAUCCUCACAAUCCGGCGAAGGAAUUCUCGUAUGGCUCAGGCCGCGUCUCGCUCGCCUGGACCACAGCCUCAGUAGCUGUGGCGCUCAUCAUCGAUGCGAUACUCAGCCUCCAGAUUGUCGUUCCGAUAUUGCGCGGCGGAGAGCUGCCGAGAAAGGGCGAAGUGACCCAUCUGCUUCUCUGCGACUCCAUCUCGUUCGGUGCCUUCAGCGUGGUUGCCAAGGCAGUGGCGAUCGGUUACACGCUAGGGGUAGGAGAAAAGGACGCCAACCCGUACCUGCCCAUCAGAAUCGAGGGUGUUGCGAGCACGAUUCUCGCGUGUAGGAUCUUCAGGGCGCAGGAGACCUCUCUGCAGAGACUGAGGGACGAGAAGGCGAGUCCGAGCUUGGGUGCCAUCGCAUUGGAAGAAUGUCGCAUGGCCGUGUCGAAAGAGGUUGGGCGCGUCAACGUCGUUCAGGAGGCAGCUCAACAGGGUGAUACCCAGCAACCGACAACAGAACCCGGACGGAUCUUGGCGAGCCUGGAUGAAGGAAGAGUCCCGUCGCACGAAAGAGGACAGCAGCAGACACCAUGUAUCCGCUCGUACGCAUGA
Messenger RNA from Kalmanozyma brasiliensis GHG001, 1026 nucleotides. RefSeq lists its product as uncharacterized. The record is from RefSeq and is a predicted model, not a curated record. Bases 1 to 1026 code for a protein of 341 amino acids. Lineage: Eukaryota; Fungi; Basidiomycota; Ustilaginomycetes; Ustilaginales. The transcript has a single exon.